GCCCGGGCCGGGGAGGCCGCCGCCGCGCGGAGAUGGCGGCCGAGAUCCACUCCAGGCCGCAGAGCAGCCGCCCGGGGCUGCUGAGCAAGAUCGAAGGCCACCAGGACGCCGUCACGGCCGCUCUGCUCAUCCCCCAGGAGGAUGGGGUCAUCACGGCCAGCGAGGACAGAACCAUCCGAGUGUGGCUAAAGAGAGACAGCGGACAGUAUUGGCCCAGCAUCUAUCACACCAUGGCCUCUCCUUGCUCCGCUAUGACGUACCAUCACGAGAGCAGACGGAUAUUUGUGGGCCAGGAUAACGGAGCAGUGAUGGAAUUCGUCGUAUCUGAAGACUUUAAUAAAAUGAACUUUAUCAAGACCUACCCAGCACACCAGAACCGAGUGUCAGCCAUCAUCUUCAGCCUGGCCACUGAGUGGGUGAUCAGCACCGGCCACGACAAGUGUGUGAGCUGGAUGUGCACUCGCAGCGGGAACAUGCUGGGCAGACACUUCUCCACCUCCUGGGCCUCAUGUCUCCAAUACGAUCUUGAUACGCAGCAUGCUUUUGUUGGGGAUUAUUCUGGACACAUCACCUUGCUGAAGCUUGAGCAGAACAGCUGUUCAGUUAUUACAACCCUCAAAGGACAUGAAGGAAGCAUCGCCUGCCUCUGGUGGGACCCCAUACAGCGACUUCUCUUCUCCGGCGCUUCUGACAACAGCAUCAUCAUGUGGGACAUCGGGGGACGAAAGGGCCGCACGCUCCUGCUCCAGGGCCAUCAUGACCGGGUCCAGUCCCUGUGCUACCUCCAGCUUACAAGGCAACUCGUCUCCUGUUCCUCAGAUGGGGGCAUUGCUGUGUGGAACAUGGACGUGAACAGAGAGGAGGCUCCUCAGUGGCUGGAAAGUGAUUCAUGUCAGAAAUGUGAACAGCCUUUUUUCUGGAACAUAAAGCAGAUGUGGGACACAAAGACUCUGGGAUUAAGACAGCACCACUGCAGGAAGUGUGGGCAGGCCGUGUGUGGCAAAUGCAGCAGCAAACGCUCCAGCUACCCCAUCAUGGGGCUUCGAGUCCAGGUCCGAAUGUGUGAUUCCUGCUACGACUCCAUCAAGGACGAGGACCGGACUUCGCUGGCCACUUUUCAUGAAGGAAAACACAACAUCACCCACAUGUCCAUGGAUGUGGCCAGGGGCCUAAUGGUGACCUGUGGGACUGACCGCAUGGUGAAGAUCUGGGACAUGACGCCUGUGGUGGGUCGCAGCCUGGCCACCAGUUUCUCUCCACACUGACCCGGCCACCGAUUACCUGCUCUUGUGCGGAAGCUACACAUGCAUAGUAGCCACUAAAACCAAAUCAAACCAAUUGGCGAGGUUUUUUGUUGUUGUUAUUGUAUUUUUUUUGUUUAUCUUUUAUUUUCUUUAAAGAAAAAUAAUGUCCAGGUGUCCAGGUGUGUGAGGGGCCCUGGCUGAAGCCAGUUCACUCUGCUGGUUUCCUGAGGGGCAGCAUAUUUUCCUCAUAUUCCCCAGCAAUUGUUCCUCAUCGAUGGAGAGCUUGUGCAUGCUAGAAAAGGAUCUGGCAAACAAGCACCUUAGUGGAAACUGCACUGAACCCCAACAGUGGAUGCUGGAACUGUUGUCAGAGUAUUUCUGAGUAUGCACACACUUUUCACUUGCAGAUGGGCUGGGGUCCCCCACCUCACAGAGGCCUCCCCUGCAGCACUCAGUUGUUGA
Molecule: messenger RNA, 1706 nt
Organism: Suncus etruscus (white-toothed pygmy shrew)
Lineage: Eukaryota; Metazoa; Chordata; Mammalia; Eulipotyphla; Soricidae
Gene: WDFY1
Product: WD repeat and FYVE domain containing 1
Molecular function (GO): metal ion binding; protein binding
Source: RefSeq, a predicted model, not a curated record